This is a messenger RNA of Homo sapiens (human), 2543 nucleotides long. RefSeq names its product RCC1 like (gene RCC1L). The coding region runs from base 699 to 1694 and encodes 331 amino acids. Gene Ontology annotation, cellular component: mitochondrial membrane; mitochondrial inner membrane. Gene Ontology annotation, biological process: mitochondrial fusion. The record is from RefSeq and is marked reviewed. The transcript is spliced from 11 exons. Lineage: Eukaryota; Metazoa; Chordata; Mammalia; Primates; Hominidae.
AGGACUGGUGUUAAGGGUCACGCAAGAUGGCGGCGCCCAGAGGCUGCUGAGGCGCGGAACGGAGGAUGGCGCUGGUGGCGUUGGUGGCUGGGGCUCGGCUGGGGCGGCGGCUGAGCGGGCCGGGGCUGGGGCGAGGGCACUGGACGGCGGCCGGGCGCUCCCGGAGCCGGCGCGAAGCGGCAGAAGCCGAGGCGGAGGUGCCCGUGGUCCAGUACGUGGGCGAGCGCGCUGCCCGCGCCGAUCGCGUCUUCGUGUGGGGCUUCAGCUUCUCGGGGGCGCUGGGCGUGCCUUCCUUUGUGGUGCCCAGCUCCGGGCCCGGGCCCCGCGCCGGCGCCCGACCGCGCCGCAGGAUCCAGCCCGUGCCCUAUCGCCUGGAGCUGGACCAAAAGGUGCAGGCCGCGGCUUCCUCCUUCUCUCCUUCUCUCUCUUCCGCGCUCCCGGCCUCCCUCGACCUGUUCGGCUCUCUUCAAGAAGUUGGCUCCUCUGGGUGGACAGACUUCCGGCAGGACGACCCUCGAGCUGGCUGCAAGCCCAGGAGGGGAAGGCGUUAGGGGUGGCCAUCAACAUUUAUUGGGUGGCAGUGCCAGAUGUUGUGCCGGGUCGUGUCAUUCGCUUAGCACCCAAUUUCAUCUGCUGCUUGCGGCUAUGGAUUCACACUGCUGUCCUCUAAGACUGCGGAUGUUACGAAAGUCUGGGGGAUGGGACUCAACAAAGAUUCUCAGCUUGGAUUUCACAGGAGCCGGAAAGAUAAAACGAGGGGCUACGAGUAUGUGUUGGAGCCCUCACCCGUCUCCCUGCCUCUGGACAGACCUCAGGAGACACGGGUGCUGCAGGUCUCCUGCGGCCGAGCUCACUCUCUUGUGUUGACUGACAGGGAAGGAGUCUUCAGCAUGGGAAACAAUUCUUAUGGGCAAUGUGGAAGAAAGGUGGUCGAAAAUGAAAUUUACAGUGAAAGUCACAGAGUCCACAGGAUGCAGGACUUCGAUGGCCAGGUGGUCCAGGUCGCCUGUGGUCAGGAUCAUAGUCUGUUCCUGACGGAUAAAGGAGAAGUCUAUUCUUGUGGAUGGGGUGCUGAUGGGCAAACAGGUCUGGGUCACUACAAUAUCACCAGCUCGCCCACCAAGCUGGGUGGAGACCUGGCGGGAGUGAACGUUAUCCAAGUUGCCACCUACGGUGAUUGCUGCCUGGCCGUGUCCGCCGACGGAGGACUUUUUGGUUGGGGAAACUCGGAGUACCUGCAGCUGGCCUCUGUCACUGACUCCACACAGGUGAAUGUGCCCCGCUGCUUACACUUCUCAGGAGUGGGGAAGGUGCGACAGGCUGCAUGCGGUGGCACGGGCUGUGCAGUGUUAAACGGAGAAGGACAUGUUUUUGUCUGGGGCUAUGGAAUUCUUGGGAAAGGUCCAAACCUAGUGGAAAGUGCCGUCCCUGAAAUGAUUCCACCCACUCUCUUUGGCUUGACGGAGUUCAACCCAGAAAUCCAGGUUUCCCGCAUCCGAUGUGGACUCAGCCACUUUGCUGCACUGACCAACAAAGGAGAGCUGUUUGUAUGGGGCAAGAACAUCCGAGGGUGCCUGGGAAUCGGUCGCCUGGAGGACCAGUAUUUCCCAUGGAGGGUGACGAUGCCUGGGGAGCCUGUGGACGUGGCAUGUGGCGUGGACCACAUGGUGACCCUGGCCAAGUCAUUCAUCUAAACCUCCCUCACCUGCUUGGGCGGCCCCGUCCCGGGAACCACUGGCACUCCUUGGCAGAGGCCAGCGCGUGGCCAGCCCCCCGGGGUUCUUGGAUGGUGGUGGCGGAGGACCCUGCGUGCAGUGUGACGCUCUGUCCUGAAUCCCUUAGCGGGUACCUACCAGGAGGAUCAGGGCAAGGUCCCUCUCCAGCUGCAGGUGAGGCCUGCGGAACUCAGCUUGGAUGGCAGCCUUUGGUGGGCCGCUGUGGCCCGCACGUCUCUGUUCUCUCCAAGUAACAUGCGACGGUGUCUGGUGUCACGUCUCGCCUGAGAAGCCCGUCUUAGGAAAGCUUAGCUUGAACACAGUGCUCGGGAGGUUUCUGCUCUGUCUGUCAUGGCAGUCUCUUGGUUUGUGUCUGGCCAAGGCCAUGCGUGUGCCUCGGACCGAGCCCCAGCUUAGGCGAGGGAGUCAGGCUGGCUUCGGCCCUCGGUUUUCAUUCAGGCCACCCUGCUCAUGGCCCUUCCUGGCCGCCUGCCACACCGCAAGCUCGCUGGGGGGACACUAGAAGCACCGUGGCCUGGGAUUCCAUCUGGAGCUGUCCGCAGGCACCAGCCCCAGCCUCCCACCACGCUCACUGCCUGGCUUGGAAAAGUUAAGAAGCCCCUCAGGAAGAGAAUCGAGGCCAAGUUCCUCUGCGCCGAGGGCCCCGAGCAUAUCCGCCAAGGCUCAGCUGCAGUGCCAGGCGGAGGAGGAAGAUCCAGAAAUUGUGAACAAUGUUUGAUUUAGUAGCGUGACUUGCCUUUCCCUUUAAAAACAUCUUUUACAAAUCUGUCUUGGAAUAAAGUCUAUUUUCUGCCUUUUGGUUUUUAA